Messenger RNA from Gambusia affinis (western mosquitofish), 1813 nucleotides. It is a transcript of the gene katnal2, whose product is annotated as katanin p60 subunit A-like 2. Gene Ontology annotation, molecular function: ATP binding; ATP hydrolysis activity; protein binding. Bases 107 to 1645 code for a protein of 512 amino acids. The transcript is spliced from 16 exons. NCBI's taxonomy places the organism in Eukaryota, Metazoa, Chordata, Actinopteri, Cyprinodontiformes, Poeciliidae. The record is from RefSeq and is a predicted model, not a curated record.
CUUAAUAAUGGAUUUGGUUGCUAUGAUGUCAACACAGCGUCUGACCACUAGAGCGUCUGAUAACCAGUAGCACUGUUUUGCGUGGCAGCUUUCGGUUUUCAGAAAUAUGAUGGAGCUUUCUUAUCAAUCCAUGAAAAUUGCCCACGAAGCUCGGGAAGCUGAUAAGCUGAGGACCGAGAUGAGGAAGAAGAGCAUUCUUGUUCUCAUUUAUCAACAUUUACUUGGGCAAGGUUAUGCAUCGGCAGCCGUAGCUUUGGAUCAGGAGACAAAUGGAGGUGUGAAAAAAUUUGAGGUUUGUGACAACGUCGAUCUGGAGAUAGUGCUCAUGGAGUACGAGAAUUAUCACUAUGUCAAAUUCCAGAAGUACCCCAAACUCAUCAGGAAAAUAGAGCCAGGUGAAAACAGCCAGACAAAAGGUGCUGUUGUUAAGAAGAGACAGAAACCUCUUCCCAAAAUCAGCUCAUCCUCGUCCCCCCGAACUGGGAUUUCAGUCAAGAAAACAGCUGCUAAUGAAAAUGGCACCCCUGUAACACCAGAGUCACUGGAUUUAGGGUUCAACACAUUCUCCAUCAAAAAUGGGGCUGCUGGCGAAGCUGCUUCAACCAAAAAGAUGGGUGAUGGGAAAACAACAAUCCACGAUGUCUUCAACGGAUCAGUUAUCCACUCAGACCACAUGGAGCGGUUGCUGAAGCCCCUCAGUGGCUUUUCUGGGAUUAGUGGUGAGAUGAGGGAACUUGCUGCAAUCAUAAGUGAGGACAUCUAUUUGCACAGCCCAAAUGUGAGGUGGGAGGACAUCAUUGGUCUGGAGGAUGCCAAGCGAUUAGUCAAAGAGGCCGUCGUUUAUCCCAUUAAGUACCCUCAGCUGUUUACUGGCAUCUUAUCUCCAUGGAAGGGCUUGCUGCUUUAUGGUCCCCCAGGCACAGGUAAAACUAUGCUGGCCAAGGCUGUGGCGACAGAGUGUAAGACAACCUUCUUCAACAUCUCAGCCUCUAGCAUCGUCAGCAAAUGGAGAGGUGACUCUGAGAAACUCGUCCGGGUUCUUUUUGAGCUGGCGAGGUACCAUGCCCCAUCCACCAUCUUCCUGGAUGAGCUGGAGUCAGUGAUGGGCCAAAGAGGAACCACUUCAACGAACGAGCAUGAGGGGAGUCGGCGGAUGAAGACGGAGCUGUUGAUUCAGAUGGACGGGCUUGCAACAUCAGAUGACCUUGUGUUUGUUCUCGCUGCUUCCAACCUGCCUUGGGAGCUGGACCACGGGAUGCUAAGGAGGUUAGAGAAGAGGAUUCUAGUAGGCCUUCCCUCGUCACCUGCUCGCCAAGCCAUGAUUUCUCAUUGGCUGCCUCCUCUCAGCUUCCUUGGUGGGGUGAAGCUACAGACUAGCUUAGACUAUAAAAUGCUGGCAGAGCAGAUGGAAGGAUACUCUGGCUGUGACAUCAGAUUAACAUGCAAGGAAGCAGCCAUGAGACCAGUUCGCAAGAUCUUUGAUGCUCUGGAGUCGCAUCAUUGUGGAGACAUGGACAUGCCCGUCAUUGAGCUGGGAACUGUAACAACAGAGGAUUUCAUGGAGGUUCUAGUGCACACUAAACCAUCGACCCAAAACCUGAUGGACAGAUACACAUUCUGGGAGAAAAAGCACAAGUCAGUUUGAUAUCCAGGCUGAAAAUAUUAAUCCAAAUAGUUUUUUUUUUUGUUUUUUUUACAUCAGUUGGAUACUUUUUCAGUACCACUCUGUAAUUACUUUUGCGCAGCUACUGAGGGUCACAGACGCAUUUUGCAAUAAUCAAAUAAAUUUGAACCUUCAUAACAAACAUCUGAA